Messenger RNA from Tremella mesenterica DSM 1558, 2397 nucleotides. RefSeq lists its product as uncharacterized. Gene Ontology annotation, molecular function: high-affinity potassium ion transmembrane transporter activity. Gene Ontology annotation, cellular component: plasma membrane. Gene Ontology annotation, biological process: potassium ion import across plasma membrane; intracellular potassium ion homeostasis. The record is from RefSeq and is a predicted model, not a curated record. The annotation marks the transcript as partial. The transcript is spliced from 12 exons. NCBI's taxonomy places the organism in Eukaryota, Fungi, Basidiomycota, Tremellomycetes, Tremellales, Tremellaceae.
UGGAAGAAGAUCAGACCUCAUCUUAACUUUUUCCGAAUUCAUUUAGCGGUGUUCACUUUCGUCCCACUAAUUGUGGCUUGUAUAUUCUAUGCCUCCAAUGGGUCAGCGACAGGGAAUGCUAAUAGCGCCAAUACGGGGACGCAGAGGGUGACAUUUGUGGAUUCUUUAUUCGUUUGCUUCUCUGCCAUGUCAGUGACGGGCUUGGUCACUAUCAACAUCUCCGCUUGCAACACUUUCCAACAAGUUUUGUUAUUUCUUCUCUUUCUCGCUGGAGACUACUCAGUCGUCUCAUUCUUCAUGGUCCUCGUCCGGAAACGAUAUUUCAAACAACACUGCUACCAGCUUCUGAAGAAUGAUCAUUUCCAUCGUACCAACACUCUCAUGCCUCCUGCCGCAGGAGUUCUUGACCGAUUUGCCAGUCUACGCCAGAGAGCCGCUGCUAUCGCUCGACGUAAAAACCUCAACAAAGGUCUGAUCUCCCCUCCCUUAGACCCAAGGCCAGCCCGAACUCCAACCACUGAGAAACCCCCUGCGUUCCGGCUAGACGAACUUGAUGCGCGUUUGGCAGGGAUCACAGCUGCCGCCAAUGUCAAGCAGAACCAUGAAUUCAAUGAGACGACUCUACGAGGUUCUGUAGGUGACCAUACGGACAGUGAAGAUGUUAAUCGGGACGGUACGGCUGUCCGGUUCACUGACUCUCCCCUUGCUGCUUCCUUUAUCGAGAGUACAAGAGGACGCAAUAUGUUUCCCCGUCGUUUGACUCAGGAAGAAGGUUAUCACGCUCGAAGACGAGUACGAGAAACAGCACGAUCCAUGACAAUGUCGACGGGAAGAGGUCCAUCAACAUCCCCUCAUCGUGCCAUGCUUAAUCUACAUCCGAAUAAUCAACAUUAUUAUCAUACACCUGUCAUUCCUCCUCGUCUCCCACAACAUCCAGUCGCGGCACCUCAUGAUCCUCUUCAUGCGGGUUAUGGAGGAUUUCCCUCUCCUUGGAAAUUACUGGUGAAGACAUUUUUACCUCAAAAGACUAGGAAAACCCUCGAACGAAAGUUGACCCAACCAGUGAGGUCACAUACUUUGUUGACUCACGAUCCACUACCAGAGCUUAAACGAUAUGAUCGUUAUGGUGAAGUCUCAAAUGAUUUGGAGAGCGAGGAAAAGGGUUGGUCUUUAAGCACUCAAGUCAGUAAAUGGAUGCCGGAAAUGCUGAGUGCUUUGGUGGUAGGACGUAACAGUCGUUUCUUCACUGAAGAACUGGAUGACGAGGAUUUGGAGCGUUUAGGAGGUGUAGAAUAUCGUGCUCUUCGGCUGCUCAGUAUCUUUGUCCCAGCAUAUAUCACAUUAUGUCAGAUCAUACCUUUUGCCAUCUUGGCGAUUUACUUUUCCCAAGUACACUCAUAUGACAGUGCUUAUCAGGCUCAAACGGGUGUUCAAGCUCGGACGGUCAACAAAACCUGGGCCUCGUUGUUCGCUGCUGUGUCCGCUUAUACAGGAUGUGGUAUGACAUUGACAGAUCAAGGUCUUGCUCCUUUCGCAUCUUGUUACAUUCUCAUCUACGUCAUCGCACUCGUCAUGCUUGCUGGUAAUCAUGCUUUGCCCAUGACCCUCCGGUUGUUCAUAUGGAUAGGGACGAAGAUCUGGCGGAAGGGGGAGACGAAUGAGACGCUACAUUUCCUCCUGGAUCAUCCCAGACGUCAUCAAACCUGGUAUCUCACUCUUGCCUUGGCGACAUUUACUGCUAUUGAACUCUUCGGCUAUUUGGUCCUCAACAUCGGACUUCCAAUUUUAAAAGACAUCAGUCCGUUUCAACGAUUUUCAGAUGCCGUCAUACAAAGUCUGAGUGUGAGAGGUUCGGGAUUUGGUGUGGUCAGCGUGAGCAGUAUGGCACCUUCUGUUUUGUACGUCGUACUGAUGUAUGUAGCCAUCUAUCCAAUUGCCAUGUCUGUCAGAUCGACGAAUGUAUAUGAAGAAAGAGCUUUAGGGGUUUAUCACGCUUCCGAUCCAGAAUUGACAUCGGAGGAUGAACCUGCUUUUCAAGGUGCAAGAGGGGAAGUCUUUAGCAAAUAUCUCAAAUGGCAUAUGCGUCGUCAACUUGCCUUUGAUAUUUGGCCACUUGCAUUAGCUGUUUUUCUCGUCCUCAUCGUUGAACGUGGUAAACUUCUUGAUCCCGAACGUCAACCUUGGUUCUCCAUCUUUAGAGUGAUAUUCGAAUGUACUUCUGCUUAUUCGACCAUUGGGUUAAGUCUUGGAACACCGAAUAACAAUUAUUCUUUUUCGGGGGAAUUAAGUACACUUUCGAAAUUGAUCAUGAUCGUCCUUCUUCUCCGUGGUCGACAUAGAGGAUUACCAGUAGCGAUAGAUCGUGCAAUCUUGUUACCUAAAGAAUACGCGAGGAUA